AUGACAUCCAUCCUUAGUAACUUGUGUUGUGGUUGUAUAUGUGGAUCAUACGAUGAUGACGACGAUUCCUUCCACGCAAAUGGAAAUGUGCAACAUAUUCUCACGCUUGAAGCUUGGGAGGAGACGUUGAACCUAAAAGGCAAGAUUAUUAUAGCAUGUUUUAAGGCGUCAUGGUGUGGACCUUGUAGGGUAAUUGCACCCUUCUAUGGUGACUUGUCUCGAAAAUAUGCUUCUUCCUUGUUCGUUAGCAUUGAUGUCGACGAUGUACCUGAUCUAAGUGAUGCAUUCAAUAUUCAAGCCACACCAGUUUUUUUCUUUUUUAUGGAUAGACAGGAGCUUGAUAUGAUGGUUGGUUCAAAUAAAGCAGACUUACAAAAGAAGGAACAGGUGGAGUUUCUUACUCAGAAGCCAGAACAGUAUAAUGGUGGCAUAUCUGGAUCGUUGGUUCCUACCCGUGAUCUUCGACAAGGUGAUCCUACAUCCCCCUAUUUAUUCUUAAUUUGUGCUGAUGCUUUCUCUACUUUGCUAGCAAUAGCGGCAAAUGAGAAUUUUAUUCAUAGUGCUCGAAUUUCUAGGGGGCCCCUUAGAAUUUCCCAUUUAUUUUUUGCAGAUGAUAGUAUUCUUUUUGCAAAAGCUACAUUGAAUGAAUGCUCUAAAAUUGCUGACAUUAUUAGUGUGUAUGAAAAAGCAUCCGGUCAGAGUGUCAAUCUCAGUAAAACUGAGGUAGCUUUUAGCAAAUGUGUGUCUGCAAAUCGACGAAGGGAAAUCACUGCCACUCUUGGGGUUAGGGAGGUGGAUAGGCAUGAAAAAUACCUUGGCUUGCCCACGAUAAUUGAAAGGUCAAAGAAGGCGAUUUUUGCUAGUUUGAAAGAGAGGAUUUGGAAGAAAUAA
Molecule: messenger RNA, 891 nt
Organism: Chenopodium quinoa (quinoa)
Lineage: Eukaryota; Viridiplantae; Streptophyta; Magnoliopsida; Caryophyllales; Amaranthaceae
Exons: 3
Coding region: 1-891 (296 amino acids)
Source: RefSeq, a predicted model, not a curated record